AUGGGUGCCAGCGAUGAAAUCUACAAUUCGGUCAUCUCCCAUGCACAUAUUACGAAAGCCGCAAAUGCUUUGAAUACACCACCAGUUGCGACUCCGCCCCGCACCUCAACCCCACCCCCAGCGAUCGAGAAGAGGAAGCCGGACAAGAGAACGCUUGAGAACAAUAUGUCGCGGGGUGAACGGGCAACCGGCACUCCUACAGCGGAGUCGAUCGAUCCGAAUGCUCUGAGUAAAGCUCUGCUAAAGGAGUUUGAGGAUGCGGGGAGUGGCAGACAUCGAGAAACAACACCUGGGGGAAGUCCAAGUCGGAAGCGCCAACGGGUAUAUGGUGACAGAUUUAUUCCAAAUCGAGAAGGGCAGGAUCUACAAGCCAGCUUUAGUCUACUCCAUGACGAAGGUUCUCCAGCGACGCCGUCAAAGCAGAAGAAACGAACCCCUCACGGAGAGCUUCAUUUUCAAAAAAGUAUGUUGUAUGCACAUUAUCCAAGUUCGUAUCUAAUCAAUGGUGUAGCCGAAGAAGCAAAUCGGACAUUCUCCACUCUACUCCGGUCUGAAAUUUUUGACACCACUAUCCCACAACCUACACCCCCAAACCUCUCACCGGACACCACUUUACUCCCCUCUUCACACUCCACUACAAGUCAUGACCCUACAAGAUCCCGAACGCCACCUAAUAAUGGGUCUAAUUCAUCACUUCCUGUCUCCUUGACGCCCUCAACCCCCCACAAGAACCUAUUUACAUAUAUGUCACCCCGGCACCACACCAAUAUUCCUGGACAUCCUACACCGUCGAGGACGCCCCAAAGUAGACAUGGCCCCAAUUUAAAUGCGAGGUCAGAGAUGUAUAGCCUAUCGCCGGUUCGAUUCGGCAGCCAACAGAUGUUGCUGACGCCUCGAAAACAACCUCGCGCAGUCAGCAAAGUUCCCUAUAAAGUGCUCGAUGCACCAGAUCUGGCGGAUGACUUUUAUCUUAAUCUAGUGGAUUGGGGAAGCACUAAUAUACUUGGGGUCGGGCUGGGCAGCUGCGUCUACAUGUGGAACUCGCAAACCGGACGAGUAAACAAGCUCUGCGAAUUACAAGACGAUACAGUUACGAGUGUCUCCUGGAUCCAGCGAGGGUCGCACAUUGCAAUUGGUACAGGCAAAGGUCUUGUUCAAAUUUGGGAUGCCGAGCGAGUACGAAGGCUCCGAACUAUGACUGGCCACACAGCACGUGUUGGCUCCCUCGCUUGGAACGAUCAUAUCCUCACUUCUGGAUCACGGGAUCGACUAAUCUACCAUCGAGAUGUUCGAGCACCUGAUCAAUGGCUUCGAAAGCUAGUCGGCCAUAAGCAAGAAGUCUGUGGUCUGAGAUGGAAUUGCGAAGAUGGGCAAUUAGCUUCUGGUGGUAACGACAAUAAGCUCAUGGUAUGGGACAAGCUUAAUGAAACCCCCCUGUGGAAGUUCAGCGAGCAUACCGCAGCCGUGAAAGCCAUUGCAUGGUCACCACAUCAAAGAGGGCUGCUGGCAUCCGGAGGAGGAACUGCUGAUAGACGUAUCAUCUUCCACGACACACUUCGAGGCACCACAAUUAACGAGAUCGACACUGGCUCCCAAGUUUGUAACCUUGCUUGGUCAAAGAACUCAAAUGAGAUUGUCUCGACGCAUGGCUACUCACAAAACCAAAUUGUGGUCUGGAAAUACCCAAGCAUGACGCAAGUCGUGAGCUUGACCGGCCACACCUAUCGAGUGCUAUAUCUAGCUAUGAGUCCCGAUGGCCGAGUCGUCGUCACAGGUGCCGGCGACGAGACAUUACGAUUCUGGAACGUAUUUGGACGGAAGCCAGGCCAGAGAGAAGAAGGCGACGCAGGGGGUGGUGGUAAGCUGGGCGAUUGGGGUGUAAUUAGGUGA
This is a messenger RNA of Lachnellula hyalina, 1890 nucleotides long. It is a transcript of the gene Fzr1, whose product is annotated as Fizzy-related-like protein. Gene Ontology annotation, biological process: anaphase-promoting complex-dependent catabolic process; positive regulation of anaphase-promoting complex-dependent catabolic process; positive regulation of ubiquitin protein ligase activity. Gene Ontology annotation, molecular function: ubiquitin ligase activator activity; anaphase-promoting complex binding; protein binding. NCBI's taxonomy places the organism in Eukaryota, Fungi, Ascomycota, Leotiomycetes, Helotiales, Lachnaceae. The transcript is spliced from 2 exons. Gene Ontology annotation, cellular component: anaphase-promoting complex. The coding region runs from base 1 to 1890 and encodes 629 amino acids. The record is from RefSeq and is a predicted model, not a curated record.